UUGAGCCCAUAUUGGAGUGUUUAUCGAACAUGGGCUAAAGGAAGAUGGAUUGGCCGACGUUUACUUGAUGUUUUUGCGGAUGAAUUUUUGGCGCUGAGUCCCAACUAUCCGGCUGCGGCAUGCAAAUUGGGCCGAAUUUGCGUGAACGGUAAUCAGAUGACCGAUGUGAAUUACGUGGUGCAGAAUAACGAUGCUAUUGAACAUAUCGGGCAUCGUCACGAAAAUCCCAUCCUUGAUUGCCGCAUCAAAGUAAUUGAUAGCAACAGCGACAUACUUGUUGUGGACAAACCCCCAAGUAUGCCGGUGCAUCCGUGUGGCCGAUACAGUGCACUUUCGAAAAGCAAAAUUCUUACUGAUUUUUGGUAAAU
Messenger RNA from Gongylonema pulchrum, 368 nucleotides. The record is from the annotation of a GenBank genome assembly. NCBI's taxonomy places the organism in Eukaryota, Metazoa, Nematoda, Chromadorea, Rhabditida, Gongylonematidae.